UGGGCGAUGUUUUGUUUUUAAUUUGUCGUGGUCGUGCACUCGAACACUUUUAUUAUGAUAGUGCGAAGUAUUGUUUAAUACAUCAGUUGUAAUAGUUUUGGCGUUUUGGAGAUCGUUAUUUUUCCGAGCAGAAAAAAGAAUCCGCUGUAUUUAAUUAAUAUUCUAAGAUAUACAAAAUAGCAAGUGCUUGGACCGAAGUACAGAAAUUACUUAAUAUUAUUUACAAAUCAGGACGGUUUAUGCCGACAGGCGACAUCAGGAACACAAAUGGAUAUUGGCGAGCUAUUGGCUUUUAAACCGGAGCAGACACCAAAGCGGCCUCACGACGAUGAUGAUGACUUUCCUGUACCAGAGUCGAACAGUAUAGGUACAGACGAUUUGCGUCGAGGAGGUGAUGAAAAGGCUAAGCGUAUGCGGCGCAUUGCAGAUGCCAAGGAGACGGCUAAUUACAGCAAGCCGCAAAAUACCAAUGCCAGUGUAAGUGCAUUUGAGUUUGAUCCCGAACUGACUGAGGAGGAGCGGGAAAAGAUUUUAAAAUAUGUCGAAAGUGAAGAGGCGGAAGGUGAAGCUUUAGAUGAACAGGGCUUAAAAAAACUGAUACUUGUGUUUGAGAAACGAAACCUUAAAAACCAAGAGAUGAGAAUUAAGUUCGCUGAUAAUCCAGAAAAAUUCAUGGACUCUGAAGUGGAACUUCAUACCGUCAUACAAGAUCUAAAGGCAGUGGCCACAGUUCCGGACUUGUACCCACUUUUAGUUGAACUACAUGGUCUACACAGUCUUCUGGAGUUGUUGGCGCAUCAAAACACAGACAUAUCUGUGGCCAUUGUUGAUCUGCUUCAGGAGCUUACCGAUGUAGAUAUAUUGGGUGAAAGCAGUGAAGGAGCCGGGGCUCUUAUUGAUGCACUCCGCAAGGAGCAGAUCUGCGCACUACUUGUGCAAAAUCUUGAACGCCUAAACGAGCAGGUUAAAGAAGAAGCCGAUGGCGUUCACAAUACACUGGCGAUUGUGGAGAAUCUGACUGAAAUCGAAGGCGACUUCGUGCGGCAGGCGGCUGAGCAGGGCCUGUUGGCCUGGCUUCUGAAGCGCCUAAAAGGCAAAUCUCCAUUUGAUCCCAAUAAGCUAUAUUGUAGCGAAAUUCUAUCGAUACUCAUUCAGACUGAAAAUGAAAAUCGUCUCCUGUUUGGCGCUCUUGAUGGCGUUGAUGUCCUUUUGCAACAGCUGGCUGUCUACAAACGAAACGAUCCGGCCAGUAACGAAGAACAGGAAUAUAUGCAGAAUCUAUUCAAUUGCAUGUGCUCGGCGCUGAUGGCUCGCGAAAACCGUGAUCGUUUCCUUAACGGUGAGGGUCUGCAACUAAUGAAUUUGAUGUUACGUGAAAAGAAAAUGUCACGCAACGGCUCUCUAAAAGUACUUGAUCAUGCAAUGGCUGGACAGGAUGGGCGUGAAAAUUGCAACAAGUUUGUUGAGAUACUGGGAUUGCGCACAAUUUUUCCGCUCUUCAUGAAAACACCAAAGCGGAAUAAGCUGCGUCUUCUGUCAGCCGACGAGCACGAGGAGCAUGUGGCCUCAGUUAUAGCCUCGAUGUUGCGAAACUGCAAAGGCACUCAACGACAGCGUAUGCUAGCUAAAUUCACCGAGAAUGAUCACGAGAAGGUUGAUCGCCUGCUGGAGCUGCAUUUGAAGUAUCUGGCAAAGGUUGAGGCCAUCGAUAAGGAAAUUGAUCAGCAACCAAAGGAUUCUAGCAUUGAUGAGGACGAGGAAGCGGAGAACAAUUAUAUCAAGCGACUAACUGGCGGUCUUUUUACGCUACAGCGCAUCGAUUACAUACUGCUAGAAGUUAGCGCCACUUCAGAGACUGUCAAACAACGCGUGCUACAAAUUUUAAAUUUGCGAGGUGCGUCGAUGAAGACAAUCCGAAGCAUAAUGCGGGAGUAUGCUGGCAAUCUCGGCGAUGGCGACACAGAUUGGCGAGAACAGGAACAGUCCCAUAUAUUAUCUCUAGUCGAUCGUUUCUAAGCAACCUCAAACACAACAAUAACACCAAUCUAAAUUAAUAAUUAAUUGUAUUUAAAUAAAAAAGAUGUCUCUUUGCUGAAUGAGAUUUCAAAAGGCCGGUAUUAUCUGGUCAACUUUAA
Molecule: messenger RNA, 2135 nt
Organism: Scaptodrosophila lebanonensis
Lineage: Eukaryota; Metazoa; Arthropoda; Insecta; Diptera; Drosophilidae
Product: beta-catenin-like protein 1
Exons: 3
Coding region: 268-2016 (582 amino acids)
Cellular component (GO): spliceosomal complex
Source: RefSeq, a predicted model, not a curated record